Molecule: messenger RNA, 2133 nt
Organism: Mycena indigotica
Lineage: Eukaryota; Fungi; Basidiomycota; Agaricomycetes; Agaricales; Mycenaceae
Product: RNA-dependent RNA polymerase
Exons: 8
Coding region: 1-2133 (710 amino acids)
Biological process (GO): siRNA processing
Cellular component (GO): nuclear RNA-directed RNA polymerase complex
Molecular function (GO): RNA-directed RNA polymerase activity
Source: RefSeq, a predicted model, not a curated record
AUGCAGAAAUUCGAUUCGCCCCUCCGUGGUCUGGGCGUGAUGAAGGUUUCCGGGUUUGCCCCGGCCCACCUCAACCGACAGGCAAUAUGCAUAAUGGAGGCGCUUGGUGUCGACAUCACCAAGCUGAUGGGGUCGUAUCAGCAGCAAAUCCAGCGCGCAGAGAACAUAGAGCGGGACUUCGCCGUCCUUGACACAGGCCGGCAUCCCGCCCGACAUCUCUACAAGAACGCGUUCGUCCCGGUCCUCAAAAUGGUCAAGGCUGGGCUGGGAAGCGAGGUCUUGCUGCAAAAUGUGCUGGCGUGCUUAAAAUGCCAGAUGUUGCGGGAGCUCAAGUACAAAGCACGCGUUUUGGUCAAUGGCGGAGCAUAUCUCAUUGGUGUGGCCGAUGAAUACGACGUUCUCGAGGAAGGCCAGAUAUACUGCGCCGUUACCCCCCAAGGGCAACAACACGCGACGGGUUAUAACUGGGCAAUGCACCAUAUUCCGCUCGCCUUGUGUCCACCCCGGCGACGCGCGCCUGGUUACUGCCGUCAACCACGCGCACUUCGAAAAGUACCCUCUGACGAACGUGGUUGUCUUCAGCGCGAAGGCCGCGAAGCGCGAUCUGCCAUCUAUGUACGUGGACUCGAAAUAUCAAUGCAUAUCACUGAUAUUUCGCAGGCUGGGUGGUAUGUACUCGUGUCUAUGGUGAUUUUUUCUCAUCGUUUCCUCUCAAUCAAGGCGGAGACCUGGAUGGUGACUUUUUCACCGUCAUUUACGAUCCCAACCUCCAGUUUGCCUCUGCUUUACACCUCAUCAUCAUUCUCAAAACUAUCUAGAAUAACGCGCGAAUACGAGCCGAUGGACUAUUCUCCUGUGGAGCAACCGGUCAAGAAGGACAACAUCAGCAUUCAGGAUGUACAGGACUUUGUUGUUGAGUACAUAACCGGCGACGUCCUUGGCAUGGUUUCAAACUUUCACGCUGCAGUCGCGGACUAUCUCGGUCCAAUGAGUCCGCAAUGUCUCGAGCUUGCGAAACGGGCGUCGGACGCCGUGGACUUCGCGAAGUCGGGCGUGCCGGUGUUGAUUGAAGAGAGCAUGCGACCUAUCCGCUUCCCCGACUUCAUGGACAAGGGCGCCCACGAGAGCUACAAGAGCACAAAGGUGCUCGGGAUGAUGUACCGAAUGAUUGAGCCCGCGCCGACAUACGAGCCGUCUGUUAGCGGACAUUUCGAUACGCGGCUGGUAAGGAAGAGGGUUUUGGGACACUAUCUGCAGCGGGCGGGACAGAUGAAGCAUAACUAUGAUGUCGAUAUGGAGGGUCUCAUGAGACAGCACAACUUGUGCGAGGCGGAAAUCAUCGCGGGCGUGUCGGUGAUGAGCGAGCAGCGGAAGCGCAGGGCCGCGGACGAUGCGAUGAGGGGCCCGGUCCGGGAAGGCAUGGAGGCCAUCCGCGCUACAUAUCGGCGUCAAGCGCGGGCCUUCGUCAAAGAAAACCCUAGUGGAGGCGGUAUGGAGGGCUGGGCAAUCGCUGCAUACCAGGUUACCCAUGUUGCCGACAUGCGGCAUCGCUAUGUCGACGCGCUGAAUCAGAGCCGGCUUGGGUCGGCCGCGGUGUCCAUGUCUGGCCACAGUGCUUAUGAUGACUGGGAGGACGACGACCAGGCUUUCAGCGACGUAAGCAGAAAGGAGAUGAUAUCGUUCCCGUGGUUGUGGGCUCAAGGCAAGUCCCAAAUAUGUUUCUCGCUGGAGGACCACGAUGUGAUUAAGGAGGAGGAAGAACCUGAGUCAGAAGAUGAGGAGCGAGAUGAAGAACGCCAUUGGAUUGAGCAAUGGCGCAAAGGGGCAGACGACAGUGAUUCGGAGGACGUGAAGAAGCCUUUUGCUGACCUUCCUCCCACUCCCGUUGCGGUACCCGCUCGACACCGCAUGACGGUUCCGCCUGUUAUGAAACGGGAGGAGCCAGAACUGGCGCUCUUGGAGCAGGACAAGGCGGACGAGGUCGAGGUUGCUGACGCUAUCAGCAUCCACGAUAGCGAUGACGAGUCGGACACGAUGUCUGGCUCAGAGUCAGUGGGGCCUGUGAAGGAGGAGGACACCGACGGUAUCGAGUAUCUAAGAACCACUCAUCGUAUAUUUGACGUCGACGAGUAG